Molecule: messenger RNA, 594 nt
Organism: Caenorhabditis briggsae
Lineage: Eukaryota; Metazoa; Nematoda; Chromadorea; Rhabditida; Rhabditidae
Exons: 4
Coding region: 1-594 (197 amino acids)
Source: RefSeq, a predicted model, not a curated record
AUGAGCGAAGCCUUCCGACUGGAAACUGUUUUUACGCGCUUGAAAGAGCUCAAUGAACAGAUGCCAGAUGAUGACUCUUUUCAGUGGAAUUGCAGAAUGGUUCAAGCCGUCAGGGAAAACAAACCAUUUCAAGUUCUUCAGUUAGCUGGAAGUCAUAACUUCACAAAUGAGCUCCAAAAGGAUAUUGCACUUAGUUUGGUUCAGUAUGCUUGCGAGAUGAUCACGGACGAAACUACAAAGAAUGAGGCAUCUGAAGUCGAGACAGCGAAUUUGACAGUCUCGUCGCCUGAGAGCGGUUCUGAACUGACAUCAUCACCAGAAUCAUCAGAAAAAGAAGAUGGUCAAGACGAGCCAAAGCCUGUUGGAACUAUGCGAAAAUUCAACCUGAAGCACAACGCCCGUCAGCAACUAAUCCGCCGCUACAAUAAGACCAAAGCAACAGAGAUAUCCGACGAGACUAUCGACGCGUACUCUAAAAGAUAUUGUGAGCCAGCUGAGGAACUCAUCCGAUACUACAAAGAGAUCCCAUACCUUCCACACCGCGCUCCAAAGCGUAACCGAUGUACUGGAACUAGACGACAUACUGAAGAUUGA